AUGUCAACCACCGAAAACCCCGUCUGGCUCAUCACCGGCGCCUCCUCCGGCUUCGGCUUCGCCCUCGCAAAAGAAGCCCUUUCCCGCUCACACACCGUCAUCGCAACCUCCCGCUCGACCUCCUCCGAGGGAAUGAUCUCUCUCUCCUCUUGGGGAGCCAUCACCCUGCCGUUCGACGUGACAGCCUCGGAGGAGGUUCUCUCGGGUGUCAUCGCCGAGGCGGCGAGUUUGGUCCCAGAAGGGAGAAUCACUCAUGUAGUCAACUGCGCUGGUUACAUACUUGAAGGAGCCGUUGAGGAGACCACGCAAGAGGAAGUGAGAAAGGUUUUCGAGACGAACGUGCUGGGGAGUGUGAACAUUGCCAGGGCUGUGGUGGGGAAGCUGAGGGAGACGGGAGGGGUGUUGGUGCAGAUGGGGAGUUUGGGAAGUUGGAUGGGGGGUGGGGGCACUAAAUGGGCGGUUUCGGGGUUGACGGAGGGGUUGGCGGAUGAGCUGAAGCCGUUUGGGAUUCGGGUUUGCUGUGUCGAGCCUGGGUAUACGAGGACUUCGUUUUUGGCGGAGGGAGGAGGGCAUAGGGUUAAGGCGAAGAAUGUGAUGGAGAGGUACGAUGGGUUGGGGUUUAGGGAGGGGUUGAAUGCGUAUGAUGGGCAGCAGCCGGGGGAUGUGGACAGAUGUGCGGUUGCUAUGGUUGAUGUGUUGACUAGCACGGGGAUGGCUGACGGCAAAGAGAUUCCGGUGAGGCUGGUGUUGGGGUCGGAUUGCUUGAAGGUUGUGAGAGACAAGUGUGAGAGUACGCUGAAGCUGGUGGACGAGUGGGAGGCUGUUACCAAGUUUGCGGAUGGGCAGAAGUGA
Messenger RNA from Podospora anserina S mat+, 852 nucleotides. RefSeq lists its product as uncharacterized. The record is from RefSeq and is a predicted model, not a curated record. The coding region runs from base 1 to 852 and encodes 283 amino acids. Lineage: Eukaryota; Fungi; Ascomycota; Sordariomycetes; Sordariales; Podosporaceae. The transcript has 2 exons.